Messenger RNA from Helianthus annuus (common sunflower), 1267 nucleotides. RefSeq lists its product as uncharacterized. Gene Ontology annotation, molecular function: zinc ion binding; nucleic acid binding. NCBI's taxonomy places the organism in Eukaryota, Viridiplantae, Streptophyta, Magnoliopsida, Asterales, Asteraceae. The record is from RefSeq and is a predicted model, not a curated record. The transcript has 2 exons. Bases 68 to 1015 code for a protein of 315 amino acids.
GGAAUUCCUCAACAAUCCUAAUCCUGUUACUCUGUCAGAUCUGAUCAACACUCUAAGGGCAUUUGAAAUGGACGUAAACAAGAGAGAGAUGAACACUGCUGGAUAUCAACCUAAAGCAACUCAACCUUCAGCAGGACUGAAGAAUGUAGCGUUUCUCGCUUCAGGGGGCAUUACUCCACAAGCUUCUGAUCUAAUUUAUGCAAAUGCUUCCGCAAGCGCAUCUAAAGCCCCACAACUUGUUGAGAAAACGAUCACUGUCGAUACUCAAGCACUGAAAGUUUCAACCGAGAAUGUGGCACUCUUCAACACUUUCCUAAGCAGCUAUGAAGCCCUAAUGUCUGGGGAAUUGAAGAAGGAGAUGUUUACUGCCGAAGACAUGUAUCAGGUUGAUCCAGAUGAUAUGGAAGAAAUGGAUCUGAAAUGGCAAAUGGCCAUGAUCACUCUGAGAUUGAAGAAGUUUCAAGACAAGACAGGCAAGCGAUUAGGUCUUGGAAAAGCUGGUUUUGACAAGUCUAAGCUGAGGUGCUACAACUGUAAGAAUCUUGGACACUUCAAGCGUGACUGUCCGAUGUUGAAAGAGGGAAACAGUGAAGCUACUCCUGCUGCUAAACAGAUCACUGCCGAAGAGAACAAAAGCAACGCUUCUCCCAGCACGCCAAAGGCUUUGGUUGUUGAAGACUAUGACUGGAGCGAAGAGAUCACUGAAGCUAAGGAACAAGUCAACAAAGCACUGAUGGCCAAAAUCUCUAGUGAAUCAUCUGCAAAGCACUUUGAGAAGCAGACAACGGGAAUCCCAACUGGAAACAAUGAUGCUGACCAGGGAUUGAAAGGUAUUCUGCCUUCAGUGGAGUCUGGUGAUAAAGCUGAAAAAGAUGCUGAGAAAGGAAAGGAUAAAGUUCAAGCUACAGCCAUGAAAGCAGAUGCAUCAAAAGAGAAGGCUGACAAAGACUUGAUUCCAUUGAGUGUAAAGAAGAUGUGUGCGAUGAUGAUGGAGACUGCGGAGGGUCAAAAAUAGGAAUUGGUUAUUCAGGCGACAGUUAUUCCACCGUUAACUGGUUCGUCUGGAAUUGUUCUAAAAACAAUGUUAAGGAUGAAUGUAAUAGUUUAAGUAGGAUGGAUGACUGUAAUGGCCAAGUGCCUAAAACUAAAUCUGUGGAUGACUGUAAGGGCCAUGUGCCUACAUUUGAGACCCGUGAUCAUGAACCUUAUGUGUCUGAAUGUCAUGGUUUGAAUUAUGCGUGUCGUGAUGAUAAUGUUGCUUGUGAAU